UUACAAAGCGUAUUUUCCUUAAAAACUCCUCUUAUUUCAUUAUGUGACUUAUUUUUAUAAAAGUUAAAUUAUGUCUAUCUUUGCUCCGAAAUACUAAAUGAUUUUCAAGAAUAUUAACGAGCAACUUUUUUAAUCCCAAGUUCUAUGAAAUCGUGUUAAUGAGAUCGUCGUGGGUUCAGCAAGUUUAUUUCAAACAAAUAGUGAAUGUGCUGGCAAAUUCAUGAACCGCGACUGCCUCCACGAUGCAUGAACUGCUGAAGCACGUUCUGAACGAGAGAGACCUGACGAGGGCUGGUGAUAUCUUCACUAUCCCGGAUUCGGAAAUAGUUAAUGACCUGAAUGAAGUGCUCAAGCAAAUAGCAGACAUAUCAUCCAGACCUGACUACUGUCGCAAUGAUCGCGACCAAGCAAUCAUUGAAAUAUGUGUUACCAGAGUGACAUCAUGUGUGCGCGAGACAGGGACCUUGGACAAGUACUGUGGAGCGCUUGUAUCUCUACUGGAGUCCUGUUUACACCAGAACUUAAUGCCACUGGGACAUCUGAGGGAUGACGAUCCACCACAUGCAAAAAUAGCAUCUGAUAUUAUAGCUUGUAUAAUUCUGGUGUCAUUCCCAGUGCAAGCCGAAAAAGAGAACUAUGGAAACAAGGCAGUCAUGGAACUUUUUCUGCCAGUUGCAGUUCAGUUUUUGCACAAAGGCAAUCGCGAGAUAUCUCGGGACAUGGCGCGCUAUCUGUCACUGGCAGCUGUACACCACGCUAAUUUGUUGAAACCACAUGUACAAACUAUUAUGGAUUCUAUUAUGUCUGGCAACUAUCCUCUCUGUCGCAUUCUGACAAAUCUUUACGAGGUCAGUCCAGAGCCUGUGGAGGAGCACGCAGGUGCUCUCGUGUCCCUACUGCCACACGCCGAAAAAGUAGAGAAAAGCUCACUAUUCUCACUUUUCGAGCAAAUAGCAUCCCGAAGACCGGAGGCUCUAAAAAGUAGUUUGCCUCAACUACUGUCGCAUAUGUGCGCUAGUGGGACAAGUCAGACCAAUCCUAGCUGCAUGUGUAUUGAAAUAUUGCAGGUGGCGCGAGCGGCGGCGCGGGCGCGCGCUAGUGUGGUGGCGCCGCACCGCAGCACGCUGGCGAGCGCCGCGCGCGCGCCGCACGCUGCCCCACGUGUCGUCGCGCUCGUCGCCGCCGCGCUCACCGACCUCGCGCGCGCAGACAAGGAGCUGGCGCAGGAGGCGCUGAACUUCGUCCUGGAGAACCUAUCGGCGGAGCGCGCCGGCCACGGGGCGCUGCUGCGAGAGGCGACUGCGCUCUGCAGCGCGUACCCUGAGCUCUUCUCCGACCGCCUACUCGCUGCUUUACGUCCCUCUGCCAGCGAAGUGAACCGAACAUCGGGCGGGGUGACGAUCGUGAAGCUGGGCGGGCCGCCGCCCCCCGCGCCCCCAGCCGCCCCCGCCGCCCCCGCCGCCCCCGCCGCCCCGCAGGCCGGGUACACGCGGCGCGCCAAGUUGGGAGACUCGCGCAGCACGGGCCGCCUGCACCCCGGGCCCAACUCGCACCGCAGCAUGACCAGGCUCAACGUCGCAGGUGGCUCCGUGGGCGGCUUACACAAGAGUAUGACUCGACUGUCGUCGUCCCAACAGAUCAACUCACAGCAAAACAUCAAUGCACACACCAGCAACUCGAGCUCGGGGCCGGGGGCAGGGCCGGGCCCCGGGCCGGGCUCCACGCAGGGCGCGGCCCGAGUGUCGGCGGGCGCGGGCCGGCCGCCGCCGCCCGCUCCUCUCCGCGCGCACCGACACCACAACAUACUCAUCGGGCCCACGAGCGCCGCCCCUACAAUAGUCUCCGGGCCGUCCCCACUACAACCUCAGUCCAUCUCUGUCAACCCACUCACCGGCAAAUCUACAGACGCUCUCACCUCGAUCACAGCCCCCGUAUCCAUUCAGCAUUCGAACACUGCACUCGGCCACGUCUCAGUGGUCACGCCCAGCGCUAACAGCGGGCCCGCAAUCCUGACCACCAACUGCGGAUCGGGCCCGAUUACUGUCGGCUCGUCCCAGGCGAAUCCUAUCUCGAUAUCGGGCCCGGUGACGGUGACGUCACGGCGGGCCAACAACACCAGCGUGACGAUGAUCAACUCAAACUCGAACCACAGGAUCAGCGUGUUCGAGCCGUAUCCCAUGAGAGACACGGUGCAACACUUCUGCGAGAAGCACUUGGAUAAGAUCAAGGCGUAUAUGGAUAAUGUUUCGCUGAAGUUGCCACCGCCCGCAAAGUGUACUAUAGAAGAGCGGCGGUCCAAGAAGCAGGCGCGGCUGGCGUUCGCGUGCGCGCGGCGCGGGCCGCACUGCCUGUUCGCGCGCGCGGCGUUCAGCGUGCGCACGCGCGCGCCGCGGGUGUGGAUCCACCUGAUGUUCCUCGCGCUGCAGGCGCGCCACGCCUCCGCGCUCUCCUCGCGCGACCCCAACGUCGCCACGCUCAAGCACUGCUGGGAGAUCCUCAAGUGCGAGAACAAGACCUUCCUCACACUCGUCACCAGCGCCUUCCCCGGACUCAAGGAGCAAGAGAUGCUGCUGAACGAGCUGCGCGCCGCGGGUUUCUUCGACGUGUUCGAGCUGAGCGGCGGCGGCGGCGGCGGCGGCGCGGAGGCGGCGUGGGGCUGCUUCCUGUGCACGCGGCCGGAGCGCGCCGUGUUCCUGGACGCGGGCGGCGCGCCGCUCAUCGAGGGACAGCUCAAGGAGAAGAAGGGACGCUGGAGACUGUUCCGCCGCUGGCGCACGCGGUACUUCACGCUCUCCGGCGCGCACCUCUCCUGCAAGGGCGCAAGCGGCGGCGAAAGCAUAGACAUCAACCAGAUCAGAUCCGUGAAGGUGUCCCGCGGCGCACGGAAUAUUCCUAAAGCUUUCGAGAUCUUCACGGGAGACCAGACCCUGAUCCUGAAGCCAAAGGACAGCAAGAAUGCGGAGCAGUGGGCGCAGUGCUUGUCCAUAGCUGUUGCGCAUUCGCACGCACGCGACGGUCCCGCCAAAGCCAACAGUCUUCCCGCGCGCGGCCUUACCCUCAAGAGCUUCUGAU
This is a messenger RNA of Achroia grisella, 3072 nucleotides long. It is a transcript of the gene melt, whose product is annotated as protein melted. Lineage: Eukaryota; Metazoa; Arthropoda; Insecta; Lepidoptera; Pyralidae. Gene Ontology annotation, cellular component: plasma membrane. The transcript has 13 exons. Gene Ontology annotation, biological process: regulation of signal transduction. Gene Ontology annotation, molecular function: phosphatidylinositol-5-phosphate binding. The coding region runs from base 243 to 3071 and encodes 942 amino acids. The record is from RefSeq and is a predicted model, not a curated record.